AGAAUGGAUGAAAGAAACUGCUCCUCAAUCACUCAGUUUAUUCUAUUGGGAAUUACUAAUAACCCUGUCAUAGAAGUGGUUCUAUUCAUUGUAUUUCUUCUCGUCUACCUCAUUAUUCUUGUGACAAAUAUUGGAAUGAUCGUUUUGAUCAGAAUGGAUCCCCAGCUUCACACACCAAUGUACUUCUUUCUUAGCCACCUCUCUUUCUCUGACCUCUGCUAUUCAACUGCAGUUGGACCAAAGAUGCUGCUGGACCUAAUGGACAAACACAAAUCUAUAUCUUUCAUUGGCUGUGCCUUGCAGUUUUUCUUCACCUGUAUCUUUGUAGAUGCUGAGUGCAUGCUAUUGGCAGUGAUGGCCUUUGAUCGGUACAAGGCCAUCAGCAAUCCCCUUAUGUAUGUAGUAGACAUGUCCAGUAGGGUUUGUUACUAUCUCCUAGCUGGAGUUUACCUAUUAGGAAUGAUAGAUACUGUGAUACAUACUGUAAUGACUUUUGGGUUAUGUUUCUGUGGAUCUAAUGAGAUUAAUCAUUUUUUCUGUGAUAUCCCUCCCAUUCUGUUACUAUCUUGUUCAGAUACACAGGUCAAUGAGUUAAUCACCUUUAUUAUUUUUGGUUUCAUUGAACUGAGCACUAUCUCAGGAGUCCUUGUUUCUUAUUGUUACAUUAUCUCAUCAGUCUUAAAAAUCCACUCCACUGAGGGGAGGUUCAAAGCUUUCUCCACCUGUGCCUCUCACUUAACUGCAGUUGCCAUUUUCCAGGGAACAUUGCUCUUUAUGUAUUUCCGACCUGCUUCUGCUUACUCUCUGGAUCAAGACAAGAUGGCCUCACUUUUUUACACCCUAGUAAUUCCCAUGCUCAACCCUCUGAUUUACAGCCUUAGGAACAAGGAUGUAAAAGAGGCCCUGCAAAAACUGAAAAAUAAAACAUUCCUUUAAAUAAAGAUACACAUUAAAUGCA
This is a messenger RNA of Peromyscus maniculatus bairdii (prairie deer mouse), 958 nucleotides long. The record is from RefSeq and is a predicted model, not a curated record. NCBI's taxonomy places the organism in Eukaryota, Metazoa, Chordata, Mammalia, Rodentia, Cricetidae.